CACGUGAUUAUCUGCGCAUCGGCUGCACAUAUCUAAUGCAUCUACGCGUUCUGCGAAUAUCAAUUGAGAGUCAAUAUGUGCCUGGCAGUCAAGGUCACCGCGACUCGCUACUGUAAGCCAUGUGUGUCCAAACAUCACCGCCACCUUUUGGGGAUCAGGCUGGAUCGAUUCAUCUGGCACCCCGAAUCUGAAGGGGCUCAGCGGAAUGUUGAACUUAGAUGGACAUCAGCUUAUAUCAGAACCACCACAGAGGCGACGGGAGUAUCAACAAGCCCCGAGGUACGGGGGGGAUGAUUUGCGCUGCGCAAAGUACAGGGUGGGUACGACCUGAACAGUAAAGUGAUGGGAGGUCGCAAAGAGCCUCAGCGCGCCUGCGAUGCCAGCCAUGCAGCGCGAGAAGCCAAAGCGUCAUCCGUCCAGUAGCUGGUGUGACUUUCCAGUGACAACACUUGACCGCCAGUUCAAGACCAUGGAGGGAGGGGUACGUAAACACGAGCAAUGCACGCUAGCAUCACUACUGCUGAUCUUACCGGUGCUAUGUCGCCUCUUCAUAAAAGCACGCCCCGUUCUCGUGGCUCUGCGCAGCUGUUGGUGAUUUCCGUUGAAGCUGGGCAAACAACCCCUGCGUCUUUAGUGACGACUUGCCAUAUUUUCGGAGUGGGUGCUAGCCUCAAGUUGCCACACCCGCCUACUCUCAUCGAUGGGCGUCGCCUAGUACGUUGCCAGCGACUGCUCCGAAGUACGACUUUAGGGUUUGAUGAAGUGCGUUGCUUCGACGUUCGUUAGUGUCCACGCUUGAAUGAUGGGUGCCAUGACCACGCUCGGGAGAGACCAAAGUUCUCGGUGCGCUCCUUUUUGCCCGCAAAACAAUGUGCAUCCUGUGGUGGCUAUUUGGAAAGUGCUGAUCCCGUAGCUCCAAAAGUGUUGAUGUUUUCACAGGGGGCAGCCCAGGAAAGGCUUAUCAGCGACAAAACCGUUCCAGUGACGCUGACAAAAAGAUACUGGCGUCGCGCGAGGAAUCAUAUGGCGCUGCUUUGUGUCCGACCUGCGUCAACCGUCGCGUUGGUUCGCAGUACACAAGACGAGCGCCUCUAUGCACACUGGUGGGCUUCUUAGUACAUUUGAGUCCCAGCUGGAGAAAAUCCGCAAGUGCUCGGGCAGCCUGACGUCCUGCAGAGAGCAACGUAAUCUUUAUCGCCGGGCUCAAACGCUUUAGUGUACGAGCGCCAAGAGGGAGUUCCGCUGGUGCCUUCACUGCAGCACAGGUUGAGCGAUAGAUCCAUGGGCUAC
Messenger RNA from Ceraceosorus bombacis, 1290 nucleotides. The record is from the annotation of a GenBank genome assembly. NCBI's taxonomy places the organism in Eukaryota, Fungi, Basidiomycota, Exobasidiomycetes, Ceraceosorales, Ceraceosoraceae.